Molecule: messenger RNA, 2637 nt
Organism: Ipomoea nil (Japanese morning glory)
Lineage: Eukaryota; Viridiplantae; Streptophyta; Magnoliopsida; Solanales; Convolvulaceae
Exons: 5
Coding region: 1-2637 (878 amino acids)
Biological process (GO): DNA integration
Molecular function (GO): nucleic acid binding
Source: RefSeq, a predicted model, not a curated record
AUGUGGGAUGUGAUAACCACAGGACCUAUCAUCGUAAUGAUGGUAAACACUCAAGCUGCUGCACAAGGAGCAUAUGCAGAACCCAUGAUACCCAAGCCAAAAUCUCAACUCAAUUCAAAUGAGAAAAGUCGAGCAAAUCUGGACAACGUGGCACGUGACAUUCUCUACAAAUCUCUGGAUGACUCCUUAUUCCCGAGAGUACGGAAAUGCAAGACUGCUAUGGAAAUCUGGAACGUUCUCAUGAAUCUGGGAGAAGGAGACGAGCAGGAGAAAGAUAACAAACUCACCGUGGCCAUGAAGAAAUUUGAAGAUUUCAAAAUGAUGCCCAGCGAAGCUAUCACUGAAAUGGAGCUCAGAUUCACAAAACUUAUGGGUGAUCUCUCGGACCUUGGAAAGGAGCUAACUGAAAAGGAAAAGAACUUAAAGAUCCUUCGGGGAAUCCCAAAAUCUUGGGACAUGAAGGUUACAGCCAAGAGAGAUCACAGAGAUAUGAAAACUACAAGCACGAAUAAGAUAUUCAGUGAUUUUAAAGCAUAUGAAUUCGAGCAUGAGCCGAAGGAAUCUGAAGAACCCGAAACAAGGAAUAUAGCCUUGGUGGCUAAUCAACAAGCAUCAACGUCUAACAGAACAAUUUCCAAGACUUCCAACGACCAUCAAACUGAAGACAACACGAAAGAUCCCCACAAUCAUCAAAACAAGAAACAAUGGACUCGCAGAUGCUAUGCUAUAACUGCCAAAAGCUGGGACACUUUAUGGCGAACUGUACGUCCACAUCCAAUAGUCAGCAAGUAUCAAGAUAAUAGUGCAAUCAAGAACUUGUCAAAAGAAACAAGCGAGUCCACCAAGAGAAAUGAUAAACUAGAAUCAUCGAAUUCUAGGAACGAAAGAAGACGAAGAGCCAUGGUUGUGAACGAAACAGUUGAAACCAUUGAAACCGAAAGUAGCUCUUCAAGUUCAAGCUCAGAUGAUGAAAGCACCGAAGAGGAAAAAGGGCUCCUAUGCCUAUUCAGCCAAGAAACCAAUGAUCUCUGCCUAGUUGCUGAAGAUGAUGAGUGUACAGAAAGGAAGAUGCGGGAGCAACAAUUGCGUGAGGUUCUUGAUUCGUUCAACAAUUCAUCCAAUCUAACGGACCGAAUGGUGAAUGGAUCAAAACCGCCUGGGGAAAGAACCAGAAUUGGUUAUGACCUCAGCUCCCCUUCACAUGUCGUAUUGAACAAACCCACAAACGUCUAUUCUCGUGAGAGUUUUAGAUCUGCGAAGGAAAAUUCUUUGAAAGGCAAUCCUAGGCACAAAAAUGCCAAAUGGAAUGGACCAAAAGGUAAUAGAUCCAAUCUAUACCAUAAAAAGGGUCAGCCUACAAGGAACGAUCAAACAAGGUCAAAACCGAAUGUUAAUAAGAGGCAAUAUCAUUCCAAGCCUACACAAAAGGAUCCUCUACGAGGAAAUCCGAAAGGUGAACGCAUCAGACAUGCCGAGAAGUCACUUAGAAGACCUCUGUCUGGCAACGGAUGGAGUGGACCAUCUGAAGAGGAUUGGCUUGUUUAUCCCGAACCUUUGUCAAAAGCGCAAUUUGAGAAAAUACAUCGGCAUAAGCAAACCAAUUAUUCUAAGCAGUAUCAUAAUCCACCAGAUGAUUACUUUCAAGAGCGAUACAAAGCCAAAACCUUUGCUAAAAUCUUUUAUGAUUAUCGUGUUUUUAAUGGGUACAGAGGAUUGAGAAUGAGUCGAGUUAACUCUAGGUUCGUAUGGAUCCCAAAAUUGACCUCUAACUCCGAAGGCUACAAUGUCAAAUUCUCCAAAGACAAAUGCAACGUUGUCAGCACGAGAGAUGGUGAAACCGUUCUUACAGCCAAGCGAAAGAAAAACAUAUACGUUGUAUCUUGGAAUUUAUCUAAUGCUAAUGUUUGUCUUGUCGCAAAGAAUAAUGGAGAUCUAAGCUGGGAAUGGCAUAAAAAAUUGAGCCACUUAAAUCUAAAGACCAUCAACAUACUAGCCAAGAAAAAUCUCGUGGAAGGCCUACCGAAAUCAACCUACGUUAAAGACAAAAUUUGUGAGGCUUGCCAAAAAGGAAAGCAAAUCAAAACUUCGUUCAAGUCCAAAGACAAAGACAUAAAUUCUCGUCCAUUAAGUUUAUUACAUAUGGAUCUAUUUGGACCAGUCGAUCCUGCGAGUCUGAGUGGACGAAAGUAUACUCUUGUCAUAGUGGAUGACUACCCAAGAUAUGCUUGGACACUUUUCUUGAAGAAGAAGAAUGAAACAGAAGUAGUACUACUUGAUCUUCUAAGACAACUUCAGACUAAAAAGGAAGUCAACAUCAUAAGAAUUAGAUCAGAUCAGGGAACCGAGUUUGUAAAUAAAGUCAUCAAAGAGUUCUGUGGACAAAAUGGCAUAUUCCAUCAACUCUCAGCACCACGUACUCCACAACAAAAUGGAGUGGUUGAAAGAAGGAACAGAACCUUGAAAGAAGCAGCACGAACUAUGAUCGCAUACUCUGGUCUGCCUAAACGUUUUUGGGCUGAAGCCAUCAAUACAGCAUGCUACACACAGAAUCGAUCAUUGAUCAACAAAGUUCAUAACCUGACUCCAUACGAGCUAUGGAAAGGUGCUUUAUUCACAACAAUGGGAAAAAUCAUCUAA